Messenger RNA from Cryptomeria japonica (Japanese cedar), 1172 nucleotides. Its product is annotated as zinc finger protein 5. Gene Ontology annotation, molecular function: DNA-binding transcription factor activity. Bases 68 to 829 code for a protein of 253 amino acids. Lineage: Eukaryota; Viridiplantae; Streptophyta; Pinopsida; Cupressales; Cupressaceae. The record is from RefSeq and is a predicted model, not a curated record. The transcript is spliced from 3 exons.
ACACAGUUACAGUGAAGAUAUUGUUACUAGCUAGUGUUGGAGUCACAGUAAAGUUUGAAGACGGAAGAUGAAUGGAGAAGUGGAUGCAGUUGGUGGGAAGGGAAGUUCACCUUCGCCUACCAUUUUUACUUGUAGAUUUUGUAACAGGAACUUCUCUAAAUCACAGGCUCUUGGAGGUCAUAUGAAUGGCCAUCGUCAAGAUAGAGAUUAUGAGAACGUGGAAAAGGCGAAGAAACUUUUGGAACAGAAGGGUGUAAGCAGUUCUUGGAUGGUCAACAAUCAACAAGUGGCACCUCAAAAUUAUGCAUCCAUCCCAGGAGGAGUGCAGACACAUGUUGAGCAAUCUAACCCAUCUCAAGUCCAGACAUGGGCUCAAGCUGGCUGUUCAUAUUCAAACCAGAAUGUUGGUGGAGGAAUUUCAGGAGUUGGACCAUCUUUACCCACAUCAUAUUUGAACCAGCAACAGCAAGAGUUUGCUCAAAAUCUAGGAGAUCAACCUAAUUAUCAAAUGAGAGAGGCAUAUCCAUCUCACCCUAACCCUAAUUAUCAAAUGAGGCAGGCAUACCCAUCUCUUCCUUACCAAAGGAACAACAAUCUGCAAAUAGGAGGAGAAGCAACUCUUCUUAACAAUACAGGAAUAAAUGGGCAUUCUUUUCCCAUGAACAGACACACACAAAUGAGAGAUCCCUCUUUUACAACUUCACAGGGAGGAAAUCCAAAUCUUGUUGUGAAUGGAUUUGCAGCAGCAUCACCAUCUGAGGAACAGCAACAGAUUUUCAGAGUGGAUCCUUCUCAUCAACCAUGGCAAGGAAACGACCCACCUCAGUAAACAACUAGAGGCUCUGGAUCAUGUGACUCAUUUGGUAUUUAUGGCAUUAUCCUAAAUGCUAUAAGUCAUGGAUGUUGCAUGACUGUGAGCUAUUAUUGCAUUUCUUUAUAGUUAUUGUGUUUAGUCUUCAGUGAUAGGAUUGUGAUUCCAUUCAUAUACUCCUUUUUAGUCUUUGACAUGAUAAGAACUGAUGGAUAGUUGCAGUUCUGCACUCCACGAUGUUUUUUUAAUGUAACUCCAUUUUGAAAGUAACUUCUUACUCUCUGUGAUUUAAAUGGAUAAAUAAGUGGAUUUCAUUAUCCGUUUUUUCAUUUCAAUCAAGUUCUAAAAUAGUUUGAAGAGA